Tripterygium wilfordii is the source of this 881-nucleotide messenger RNA. Its product is annotated as germin-like protein subfamily 2 member 4. Gene Ontology annotation, biological process: regulation of root development; plasmodesmata-mediated intercellular transport. The record is from RefSeq and is a predicted model, not a curated record. Gene Ontology annotation, molecular function: manganese ion binding. Lineage: Eukaryota; Viridiplantae; Streptophyta; Magnoliopsida; Celastrales; Celastraceae. The transcript has 2 exons. Gene Ontology annotation, cellular component: cell wall; plasmodesma. Bases 75 to 728 code for a protein of 217 amino acids.
AUAUAUAGCACUAGCACAGACCCUCAUAUUCCCAAAUCCAAACCCAAGCCUUGUUUUCUUUUCUUACUCUAAAAAUGGCUGUCAAAGUUGUGGCAUACAUACUCUUCAUUACUGCUAUUUCCGGUGCACUGGCGAAUGACCCUGAUCUGCUUCAAGAUCUAUGCGUCGCCAAGCCUUCUUCAGGAAUCAAGGUGAACGGGUUCGCGUGCAAAGACGAAGCAAAUGUCACAGAAGCUGAUUUCUUCUUUGCUGGUCUAGCAAAGCCAGGACAAAUCAACAAUUCAGUAGGCUCACUUGUAACAGGAGCCAACGUUGAGAAAAUUCCUGGACUCAACACACUAGGCGUAUCUCUGGCGCGCAUUGACUACGCACCUGAUGGCCUAAACCCACCGCACACACACCCUCGCGCCACAGAAAUAGUAUACGUGCUUGAAGGCACCCUGGAUGUAGGAUUCAUCACCACCGCGAACAAGCUUAUCGCGAAAACAAUCACGAAAGGAGACAUAUUCGCGUUUCCGAGAGGUUUAGUACAUUUUCAGAAGAACAACGGUGACAAGUCUGCUUCAGUGAUUUCAGCUUUCAAUAGCCAGUUACCUGGUACUCAAUCCAUUGCAGUUACUCUGUUUACGGCAACUCCAGCAGUGCCUGACCAUGUCUUGACUAAAGCAUUCCAAAUUGGUACUAAAGAAGUUAACAAGAUCAGGUCCAAGCUUGCUCCCAAGAAGUAGAGAGACCAUAAUACUUGGUAUGGAAGAUUCAUCAAGAACUCAUCUUCUGCAUCAUUGCUUCUGUAAUUUUCCUCUAAUUAAUUAUAUAUACUUGAUAUAAUUGAAAUAACAAUGAUGUUGAGUAUAAUCAAUUGGUAGGAUGUCUCCAUAUUA